Penicillium paradoxum is the source of this 1299-nucleotide messenger RNA. RefSeq names its product DUF3712 domain-containing protein. The transcript has 3 exons. Gene Ontology annotation, cellular component: fungal-type vacuole membrane. Bases 1 to 1299 code for a protein of 432 amino acids. NCBI's taxonomy places the organism in Eukaryota, Fungi, Ascomycota, Eurotiomycetes, Eurotiales, Aspergillaceae. The record is from RefSeq and is a predicted model, not a curated record.
AUGGCGAAAAGCAUAGGACGAUAUAUCAUCGGGGGCAACCGAGGGUUUUUGAACCCAAAGCUGGAGGAAACUGAAACCUUCGUGGGCCCAAUUACGAGAAAAGCCAAAUUUCGCCGACAUUGCAGGCGAUUCUGGUGUAUCUACCUCAUUGGCAGUGUGGUCUUCUUGGCCAUCUUCCUGCCUGUGUUCUUCCUAGUUGCCAUUCCUGCCAUCGCACGGCUUGUCAUCAAGAAUGCCGAUUUACGGGUUGUCUCUGCAGCAGUGAUGAACCCAACACCAGACACAGUGCGGAUGUCACUCGAGACCAAAGUGAACUUGAAACUUGCGCUGGGCGUUCGACUUGAUCCCGUAACUUUCGAUGUAUUCGUGCGUUCCUCCGGCCAUGAGCACCCUUGGGCAGGAGUGAAAAUCCCCGGGCAAACUAUCAAGGGGAAUUAUUCCCUGAUAGUCAAUGAUCAGUUGACCCCACUUCUCAAUCAAACCACCUGGGAAACCUUCAUUCGUGAAGCCGUCUUUCAGAAGGAAACAUAUCUAUCGCUAUAUGCAGAUGCCACUGGGUAUCUUGGGGCUCUGAAAAACCAUUUGACACUAGAUAAAGAUAUCAAGAUUCGAACUUUAAACAAAUUCGAAGGCUUCACUAUCUCAGAUAGCACACUCCUCAUACCGGCAGCGGACGAUGGAACCAACCUCAUUGCGAAUAUUACGCUUCCAAACCCAAGCCCUCUCUCCUUUGAAGUUGGCACCCUUACCCUUGAUCUCAAGGGUAGCGAGUCAGGCCCGAUUAUUGGCAACGCGACCGUCCGAAACGUCGUCCUGACACCAGGCAACAACACAUUCCCGAUAGCGGGCUUCCUUGACCUCAAGUCCACACUUGGCGGUCUCCCCAACCUUCUCGCCUCACAAGGAGCCACCCUGGAAAAUGGAACUAUGAGCCUAACAGCUGUAACGAGCUCUAUCGUAUACAAUGGCACUUUCAUUCCAGGCUACACCAACGUCCUCAAACAACUCCCCCUAGUUGCAAACGUGGGCAUUGCUGACAUCCUGAGAAACACGCUCAGCCACAUGGGAAUGGAUGGCAACGUCAAUCUGACAGAGGCAAUGUCAACCCUCAGCGGCAGUUUGAAACGCAGGGGAGACCGAGAUCCUGCGCAACUCGGCCCAGUUGGAUACGGUGAUGCAUACAACCAAAUCGCAAGUCUGAAACACAAUAAACAUGUUCAGAAGGUGUUGGAAGACGAGGAUCCGGAAGAACGAGACGCUCUGAUAGAUUCGUUCGCUCGAUAUGUUGCUUCGCUAUGA